AGAAUAAUUAUCAAAAACAAGACACAUGAGAGCUAAUUGUAACUGAAAUUAUCCUUCGCUUUUGCCAAUAAACGAAAGGUUUGUAUUGAGAACUAAAAACUGCCGUGAAUUCUUUUAGCUAACUUUUUAUCCACAGGUCUUUCGCUCGCAGUGACUCGGAUCUGUCUGCAGAAAGCCACGCUGGCUCGUUACUCCUCGCCGCCAUCUUGGGACUAUUGGCAUCACUUUUCUCUCAGCGUGCACUUUACGUGGAAAUAGCAUCCUUGUCCUCGUGUCGAAAGAGAUGAACAUUCCGAACCUUGUUUUUGGGUUGCAUUUUACCUCAUUAGAUCGUUUUACUGAACAUUUAUCCUCGUAUCAAUUUCAGGUCACUGUUGUAGUUGGUCGAUCGAAGGAUUUGUAGGUCGCUCCCGAUCUUCAGUUCCAAGUUUAUCGGCGGACAGUUUCCUUAUUCAGAAGCUAACAAAAUGGACAUUAGGCGGGAAGACACCGCUGAAAGGUUCUGAACUUUAUGUCUAACAUAAUUCAGUGUUGUGCAAUGUGGUUUGUUUUGUAUCCAUGCAGUAUUCAUGUACUGUAGUUUGCUGCAUAUGAAAUGGUGACUAUUACGUUGAAAGAGUAAAGAUUUCAUCAGCAUCUUUUUGUACUAUUCAUGGAUAUUCGUGCAUCAAAAAUGGGAAUUGCAUUUUGUGGAUUUGGCAUCAGAAAUCACAAUUGAGUUUGUGAAACCUUACAACCUAACAGCUUGACCUCUGACCUUUCACUGCUUCAUGAUCCCAAGGCAUGGUUGCUGGGAUUCCAUUGGUUUGCAGCAAACAAAUUUGUAAGAAUAUUCCAUUAGGGUUCAUCAGGGACUUAUUGUAGAGGUCACAAGGUCAUAAAGUCAAAGGUUGUUUUGAUAUCGCAAGGUGAGUAAGGUCAGUGAACUGUGUUUCUUCAGUCUAAACUCGCUUUUUCCAUCCUUGGUUUAAAAUACUGAUGUAGGAUGACAGAUGAACCUAGUGAUCUGAGGAGAAGUUCAGACUACAGAAGUAAUGGCCGCAAUAAGGAUUCCAGAGAACGUGACCUUGAACGUGACAUUGGACGCGAGCUGAGCCGCUUUAGGGACAUCAGAACAGACAGAGAUGAGCGUCGCAGAAGUCCAGAUACAAGGCGUGGUGAUGCAGCUGAUCCUUUUGGGCGUGACAGAGAUUAUUAUAAAGAAAGAAACAGGGAUAAUGACCAUGAUAAAGAGAGAAUUAGUAGAGAUCGUGAUCGAGAUAGAUAUCGGUCUCAUGACAGAGAUCGCUACGAUCGUGACAGCCGCAAUAACCAAGAUUGGGGCAGAGACCGUUAUGAUCAUGAUCGGCAAGAUCGCCUUGGUGACUUUGAUGGUGGUAAAGAUUAUGGAAGACUUAGAGAGCGAGACCUUGACAGGGAUCGUGACCGCGAUCGUGACCGUGAUCGUGAUAGAGGCUAUGAUAGAGAUCGCGACUGGGAUUACGAUAACAGAGACAGAACAGGAUACAGCAGCAGAGACUGGAAGAGGAAUGAUGGAUAUCACAGUGAUGAAGUUGUACACUUGUUCCUUAUCUUGUGAAAUGAUUUACAUCCUGUUAUUGAUAAAAUAUGAUGGAAAUUUGUAAGCUUGUCAAAAGUUAAAUUUUUUUCCCCACAUAAUUCAAAUAUCACUAUGAGCAAUGUUUUCAAAUGUGGGACACUAUACAAAUAUUAUAUGCAUGUAAGUGGUACAGAUCCUACAAAUUGAAUCUGGAUCAGUAAUCUAAAUUAUCACAAAACUUUGCAGAGUGGAAUGAGUUAAUUUUUUUAAUCAUCUUUUUAAGUGUAUUUCAUUGACUACCUGACACAGCGAUUAAUUGUUUUCAAGAGUUUACUUAUUUCAAAACUCAGGAAGUUAUCUAUCAUUGAAGACUUCAAAACAAGAAUAUGAACAAGAAUCUUUUGGAUCAGUUUCAUCUCCAACACAAGCAGUGUUUGUGUUUCUGUACACAGCUAAAUAAUCUUUGUUAUCAAUGACCUUGAAUUUAGCAUGAUCGCAGUGACCGUGAUAGAGAUUAUGGGGACAGGGAGUCUUCACGCAGUAGAUACCACUCUCGUGACAGGGAUGGAGAUGACAGAAGACUUCAGGACAGCAGGCAGGAAGAACCAACAAGUGUUAUUAUUCUACAUGGGCUUGAUAAGGACUUCAGAGAGGAAGAUGUAAGUACUUACUGUCAGUUUCAUGCUCAACUGUAUCAGAAAUGAGUUAAGCAAACAAACAAGCACCAGUCACAGCUGUGGAGUUCCGUCCAAUCAUAGCUGAGCACUUCAGCAUAUAGGUGACUCGUAGUAAAUCAACCUCAUCACCUGAAGAAGACUAGCAGUAUGCAAUGGAAAUGUUGUGAUCUACAUCCUAUAGCGACCACAUUGUGAGACAAAUGAUUACAUUUCUCUUUUUAAAGUGUUAUUUAUAGCAGUGACCAACCAAUUUUACAAUAUAAAAAAACCAAGUUUACUAGCUGAGCCAGUGACCUUAAGGUUAAGAUUGGGCCAUUGCCUCAUAACUGCAAAAGUUAUUUAAAUUUCUUAGGAAUGAAGAGAGUUGUAUUAUAAGUAAAUCUGAUUCUUUACCUCUAGAUGGUAGAUGAGUUACAAAGGGAUGGUACUGACUUCUUAGAUCUGAGAGUGGUUCGCCAUAGAAGUGGUAAGGACUUUGAUCUGUUGUAUUUACAUGUGUAUUGGCUGUUUUUCUUUGGAACAAGGUCAAUAUCCAGCUUUAGUAUGUGGCAAGAUAGUCCUAAUGUAAAUCUGGGUGUUCUGAUUAAUUCCUACUUGGUCAGGAUUUUGCUAUGUGGAUCAUUUCCAUGGAAAUGCUCAUAAGCCAUACAUUUGUUUUCAAAAGCCAGCUAAUUCAAAGCAAACAAGUUAUGUUGUAGUGCAGUACAAUAAACUACUUGAUAUUAACCUCAAAUUUCUUAAAAUGUUAUAUCACAUUUAUUACAGGUAUUUCCAAGGGGUUUGGUUUUUUAGAGUUUAAAAGUGUCUCUGAUGCGCAGGACUGGAUGGAACUUCACAAGGUAUGUCAAGCAAAAUAUUUGUACAUAUCUAUUUUUGCAAAUGUACACAACUGUAUAUUGGUUUUCAUUGGUGCAGAAAACACUGUAACAAGCACUAGGAAAAAUUGUCAGAAGAGCUUGUCAGAGAGGAGGGCUUAAGGGAGAGGUGCACAUCAUUUGGAAAGGAGCUUAUUCAAGAAUGAAGUGGGGGAAUUAAUAGAAAUUUCUGAUUUUUUGUGAUAGUGUGGUUAUUUUAAAUUUCUUUUCACUGUCAGGAUGGUGUUUGAUUUGCUUAAAUUAGAGAGGAAUGUUAUACUAAUGCUAUGGGAAGAGGGAUUUUUUAACCUCAUAAAAACAGGUUUAUUUGAGGCCAGCAGUGUUCUUAUUAUGAGCUUGUUGAAUCAAUUUUUUUAGCAGUGUAGUUUGAAUAAUUAAUUUCAAUGAUAAGUGAGUUGUGUAAUAAAUAUUAAAAUUUUUAUUUGGGUAUUCGGUUAGGGAAGGUAUAAUGUACGUGGACACAGAGUCUGUGCUGAUUACAGCAGACCUAAAACUGCCUCAGUUGUAGCAGAUAAGGACUGGAUUUGUAGUAAGGUGAGAUUUAAUACUGUCUAGCUUCCCAGUAGCUGAUGCUGUAAAAUAUAAAGCAAAAGAUAAAAUAUCUCCUUCAUAUGCUGUUGGCCAAGGCGGUUUUAUAAAAAGAAAUUCAAUGAGCCCUGCCUAAUAGGCAUGUGUCAGUUGCUUAAAGUCUAGAUAAUGCUAUUCAAUGGAUGUAUCAGGUGGAUAGCACAGUACAAUGGUUUCAAUUACCCUUCCCUGCUUGACAGUGAGCUUUCUAUAGGAUAGUGUUAUCUGUCCUUUGAAAAAUUGGGCUUAGAUGUUUUGGGUUGAAGCAUCAGCUCUAUGCUCUUAAAAGAAUGGUCAUCUCUUUCCAUGCUUGCCUAAAAUGAAACAGGUCAGCAAAUUAUUAGAAAUGUGUAAAAUAUAGUGUUGGUUUGGAUGUACAUGGUGUCUCAUAAAGAUGGUUGUUGAAUAUACAUGCAAUGUGAUAUUAAAGUAAAUACCUAAAAAAGCUCUGAGAUCCUGUCUUAAUCAUUUUUGUGUUGUUCAAACAGUGUGGUGGUCAGAAUUUUUCCUCAAAGAGGCGUCUGUCGUGCUUUAAGUGUGGAGCACCUAAAGAGAGUAGUAUUGCUGGUUAGUGACAAGUCUUAUCUGCUACAUAUGUAUCCUAAAGUAUGCAUUAGUGGUCUUUUACCCUUAACUCCCAGAAGUGAUCAAGAUGUAACUUCUUUAUAAAUUAUCCAUACAUUACCUCACAAACAGGUAAUGAGAAAACUCAAACCUUAUUAUGUAGAAGUUUUUAUCUUGAUCUUUUACCAAAUUCUUACAACUAAUUUACAAGGAAAUGUGUAGGAGCCAGUAGGAAGAGUUAUCAAUCAGAUCUUGGGAGUUAAAGCAUCACUGUGUGUCAAGCCCCUUCAGACAUCUUAACUCGGAGAAGUAGCUGUCCUAAGUAUUCUUUAGGCUCCUUCUGGAAAAAUAAGAAAUGUUGUAUUAACCAACUCUGUUUAUGCUGUCAUCUCUGUUGCAUUUCACCUGUUGUUUGUCCAAUUAAUGUUCUCGUUUGCUAAGCUCUUUUACACCACACUCUGCAUGUACUUUUUUAUAACAAUAAUUAGUUUGUGAAGUUUGUCAGAGGUCAAAAAUAGGCAGGGAAAGAUACCUUACACUUGUUUUUUUACUCUUAUUUAGAUUUAGGGGAUGAUAAGGAAAUUUCAAAUAAUCCAUGUAAAGGUAAAAUUUUUGAAUUUUUUUCCAUUUCAAUCUAACUUGCAACAACUUCAACUUGAGAGUCUUCAUGGAGUUAAGUGUUUUGUUUCUGCCAUUGUAACAAAAUUUUCUCGUUGGUAGACAAAUAAAAUCAAACAAAAUUUUAGAUAAGAUAUAUACAUGUGUGAGUUACCACUGAAAAGGUAUGUAGCACUUAGCAUUGAAUUUAUAGGUCUGGGCUAAAAUAAUGACAUAAUUUUUUUGUUUCUGUGUUAUUUCAGUGCUGAUUCUAAGGGGCUUGGAUACAAUUACUAAUGAUGAAGCGGUAAGAUUUGCUUACGACACUAGUGUGAAAUCAACACGAUUGUGAUUAUCGUCAUUAUCUUUCCUUGUAGCAUCAAGCAAAGCAUAAGGCCCCUCACUCCAUAGUUUUUUAAAUUUGAUAAUCAUGAGUUGAUGUGUCUGUCUUCUUGUUGUACUAGAGUCCAAAGUUAUUGUAUGUGACAAAUUACUUUCAGACACAAAUAGUGAAAUUAAAUAAUUGCUUCAUUCAUUAUCUAUGGUGUGUUAUUGACUUUCAGAUACGAAAAGCCCUUGUGGAGAUCACAGCUCUUCCUGUAUAUGAUGUGCGUCUCAUUAGAGAUAAAUUAACUAACACAUCAAGAGGAUUCUGUUUUGUUGAGCUUGGUUCAGUUGAGGUACAUAUGACAACAUGUAACAUAUUAUCUACUUUGGAUAUGCAACUACCAUACUUUUUAAAUCAAGCAAAUGAGAAAAUUCUGAUCCUGCUUUUUGUGGCUAUUGCCACAAGGCAAUAAUUAUCAAUCAUCUGGCGUUGAUGUAAAACCAAUUCCUUGAAGUGAUAUAUAAUGGAUGUGAUUGGCAUGUCAUGAAUACCUAUUGGAAAUUUUUAUCUUUGAAGUGAAUCAGCCACUCAGGGUUCGACACCUGGCUACCUGCAUUACUAGCCACCGGGUUGGUGAUUUCUAAAAUUUACUAGCCCAGAUGCUUAUCCACUACCUGUUAACCCUCCUCUCCUCUCCUCUCCCCUCCCCCAAACAUUUUGUCUGGUUUUCUGACUGUUAACCAGCUCCUGUUUAUACUCCUGGUUAGGGAGGAGUGCUGAAAGAAAAGUAUCUUUGUCAAGAAGAAAAUAAAAAAAUCCCAAACCCUUUGAGAUCUUGAGUUCACUAAACCUGCCAGCACAUGCCUCCUGCAACUUACUUUAGCUAUAUCUUGAAUGUAUUUUAAGUUUGUAGGUGUGAUGAGGUGCCAACCCUGACACAGAUUUGUAAUAAACUGCAUGAUUAAGAUUAAUUUAGUGACAUGAGACAUAUCAUUCUUCUUUGUCCAGGAAGCAAGUCAGUUACUGGAAAUCAUCACUAACAUGCACCCCCCUUUUACUAUUGAUGGUAGAAUUGUUACGGCAUCUUAUGCCCAUCAUGAUAAUCCUCCAAAAAAUACUAUGUAAGUGGAAUUUUUUUGGUUGGUUCUACUCAUAGAGUGAGAGGAAGCAAGUUGGAUAAAUGAGAUUUUUGUGUAGUAUAAACUUCUAAGAGAUGUUGAGGACAUAUUUGCACUUUUUUUCUGCCUUCAGCAGUGCUUCAGUAGCAUCAGCAGCCAUUGAACAGGCACAGUGGUCACAGACAGCCAUCGGAUCUCAGCCUCAGGUUUCCUCUAGUACUGUUGCUGCUAAUGCCAUGGCUCAAGCACAGGCUGCCGGCAACAUGGGUACAGUGACAGCUGCCAGCCAAGCUGCUACCUUGCCAACUUAUGAUGCAAAGGCUACAACCCAGCAGCAGCAAGUAAGGCUCUGACAUCACUUUUACCUCAUCAAAAAAUUAAGAUAAAUUGAUUUUCUUCUUAGAUUACAUGUAUAUGAAGAGUUACACGAUAGAUGCUACUGGAUUUUAGCAAUUACACAUCUACAGUAAAGCUGUAUAGAAAUAGAGAAAGAUGUUUUUUUUGUAAAAGCAUCUUUUUCUAUUUCUUUUCCAAGCUUAAAACUUACCAUCUCUCCUGUUCUAUUUACCAAAAAAACCUUUCUUUGUUUUUAAUUCUUUUGCAGUACCAACAACAGCCUAUCACAGGUAUGGCUACCUUUGUGUGCCUUUUUAUGAUGAAAUAUGCAACAAUGAUUCACAGUGAUGAUCGUCCUAAUUUUUAUGGGUUGGGACAUCAGUGAAAGUUUUUUCGCGGUGAUGAAUUUUUGUAAUUUGUGUAUUUUUUAAUCGCUUUAGGUACAGGGACAACAACUGAUAAAGUCCAAGGUAAAUUAUUUUCCAGUGAUUGUAAUUUUGAAACUUUAAAUGAUAUGAAUUUGCUAAUUUUGUUUUACUCUUGCAUGAGUUUUAAAGUAGUACGUGUAGUUACUGUACCUAGAACUGAAUGGCACUCAUAAUGUUUAUUAAGGCUUCACAACAAGUUUUUUGAUCUUGUUCUUCUUUGGCUCUAAGAAUUCCACAACAAAAUUUUGAUUGGAACAAUUAUCUUUUUAAAAGAAUCUUGAAAUAUGCUUUGGAUGUACCCAUUGUACAUGUUAAGUGUAAUAUUUAUCUUUGCCUCUGAAAUUUUACUGUGUUUAGCUUUGAUUUGACAACCCUUGUCUUUAGGUGGCAAUGCACAGAACCAGAAACAAACUCAACCCCAAGCUCAGGUGGAUUCAAUGCAGUCACAGCAGUCACAGGCAUUGGCUUCAUCACCAUCGUUUGCAAACUAUGUUUAUGACCCAUCCUCUGGUUAUUAUUAUAAUUCAACAACAGGGUUGUAUUAUGAUGCAAAUACUCAGGUAUUACUUUGGAAUAAGUAUUGAAUUUUAUUAAAAAUAACUUGGUUAUUGAUAGAUUGACAUCAAUUAUGCCAUUCUCCUUACCUUUUGUGGCCAUAAUGGAGUGGGUUUUGUUAACUUUUUAAGACUCGAGAUCAUAUCAGUAUUUCUCCCUACUGACUACUCUACAGUUCCUUGUAAAUUAGGUAGGGGAAUUCAGUGUUGCAUUGACAUGACAUCCUGUGGAUGAUAAACUAGUCUCUUUUUGUAACCUUUACGCAAGAUAACAUUGGAAUUGCAAGGGGAAGUUUCAAGUUAAUCACUUCUGGGGGUUAAAGGUUUCCACACUGAGGCAGGAAAACCAAAUAAAAAAUAUCAUUUUCAAAUAUGAGGCCUGAUGGAAGAGUUAUAAGUUUCUUGCAGGUCACAGCAAUUUUGAAAUAGCUUGUGAUACAUGUCCAUGAAUGUCAGAAAAAUGAUUAAAAUGAGUCAGCUACUUGUCUCCUUUCUUAUUGUUGUUUCCCCAGUAUUAUUACAACAGUGCUACUGGACAGUAUCUGUAUUGGAAUGCUGAAACAAAGCAAUAUGUCCCAGUAGCUGCUGAUGGGUAAGUUCAGUCACUGCAAGUUGUAAAUAUACCAGAAGUUGAUGCUUUUAAGUAUAAAUUAUUUAGCCCUUUUGUAUGGUACUACAUGAGUGGAAUAUUCUGCUGGGAAGCCUGAAGUUUUAUCAAAUUUUAGAAAGGACUUGAGCGUCUUUAAAACUUAGUCUCUUUGCUAGUUUUACUGAAUAUUUUAUUGUAUGUAAAUGCUACAUGGGUGGAACAGUCUGCUGGAGAAUGGACUUGAGCAUGUUUUUAACCUCAUCUCUUAGCUAGUUUUACUGAAUGUGUUAUUGUGUGCAGAUAACAUCAUUGGGCCAACCUUUGUCUCUUCUUUUUCAAGAUGUACUUUAUUUUUUCAUUUUAUCUUGAAUAAAAAAUUGUUGUGUUACGUUAUAGGUGACCUAGAGCUGCUUCACAUUGUAGGCAUGUCCUAUCUGCAUGUGUUGAAUUUGUGUUAGCUCAGUUUGUCUGAAGAAUCUUUCCUAAUAAUUCUUUUCUUUUCUGUCACAAUGAUGACCAUUUUAGGACCAUUGCAGCAUCAGGCUCAGGUGCUACUGAAACCCUCACCAGCAGUGAAGCAGCAUCAGUCAAAGGUGUGACUUCUAAUAAGCUUUCAUUAUUUGUGUUGCUUUUCAUGUUUGCUGGAUCAAAGUGCAGAUGCAAACUGGUGUUAUCUUAGAUCAGUAAAGUAAAUUGUAUAUAAUGUUGCCCAGGAAUUGGUAUUUUGCAUCUGGGUAAUAAAAUCCAGGGCAUCAUUAAAUUUGCAAACAUCAAAUGGUGGUGUGGCUCACAGUUGUAACUCAUGUGGUAUCCUCAAAUGGGUGCAAUUUAUCUAGACAUAUCUUCCCAAGGCAUCCAGACUGAAACGAACUUCACCUAGCCAGGGUGAUUCAAAGCUCUUGCAUGGAGUCGAGGUUGAUAGAUACUAGUAAGAGAUCCAGUUUGUCUAAGAGGGUAUUGAAAAGCUGAAUUUGUCUGCUUUUGGAUUGAUAAGUGCAGGAAAUCAUAAAACCUGCUACAUAAAUAGUAUGCAUUCUCUGUUUGCUGGAUAAAAAUACAGAUGUAAAUAAAAGCCUUGUUUUGGGGUGAUUUUAGCCAGGGUUGAGGUCACAUGGUUUCUAUGAUGUAAAAAAAAUUCCACUUAUGACUUUUCAACUCCUUCAUGAUAGAAUUUUAAAGAAUAUAUGUAACAAAAUGAGUAAUUUUGGCUGUUUUUCCAAUUGCAGAAAAGCAGAAAAAAGCAAAGUCAUUGCAAGCUAAAAAGGUCUGUGUCAACUUAUUUAUAACUUAACCCUUUAAUUCCGAAGAUCUCAUUAGUAAUUCUCCUUACUGUCUGCCAAAUGAUUCUCAUCAUGUAAGUUUGGAGAAUUUGGUAACGGGUCCAUUAGUAAUCUCAUAAUUGAUAUUUUUCUUUAUUCUCAUCACUUGUCUGAAUGAUUAUAUAAAGCCAUAGUUAGGAGAAGGUUAGUUAGCCAUAGUUGGGAGUUAAAAAGUUAGCCUCUUACACUGAUAUUUUCUAUAGCUUUCCUUCCACAAUGACAAAAAGAAUAUGUUUAAUGACCAAGAACCUCUUAAGCUGGUGAUCAUUCUCUCUCUUCUCAUGACCUAAGUCUGAUUCAGUGGCAAUAAUGUAGGGAGAAUUUAGAAGAUAGUCACCCCCAGUGAUUAAAGGGUUAAGACUAUUAAGGAUGUUGACCUCGUCCAGUUUAUUGUUUUGGUAAUAUGAUUCCACCGAGGGUAUUGUUUACUCAAGAAUAUACUUUCUCUUCUUGUAAGUUGAUCACAAAAGUCUCUGAUUUUCUUGUAGUACCCUAGUAAUUUAUUUUCUCUUCAAAUUCUUUGUGUCUAAGAUUGCAAAGGACAUGGAGAGAUGGGCAAAGUCUGUGAAUGCAGCUAAGACCCAAGUUGAUGAUUCCAAGAAAGGAUCUUUUAUUCCUGUGUCAAAACCAGAGGAAGCAAAACCUGACACAGAUGUGUUUAAAAUGGUAAGAUAACCCCCAAAGAGAAAAAACUCUAGGAAACAGUAAAUAGUGGCAGGUGCAAUAGGCAGGAUUAUUCAGACUCUUGGUGACAAAAUGAGGCAGAGUUUUGGGCAUUUUCAAACUUUCUUAUUGCAAUUACUUCACUCAAAUUUUGUGAAAUCAGUGGUUUUUAAUAACUUUGAUAUUUAACAUGCAGCACUAUUGAUUAAGCUAUUUAAGUUGGAUGUGACUUUUAUACUUUAACAUCAGAGUGUGUGUUAUCCAUUCUGCUUACUAUACAUUUCCUAAAUUAGCAACUAAGAGAAUUUGUUUGACAAUCAAGAGCUUUGUUAGUUGGUGAUCAUUUCCUUUACUCUCAUGACCUUAAAGUGUGAUUCAGGGGUGAUAUUGGAAGGAGAAAUUGGAUGAUAAUCACUCCCAAGAUCUCAUUAGUAAUUCCUCUUACCAUCUGCUAUACAACUCUUCUGAUGUUGCUUCUGAGAAUUUGGUAUUGGAUCAACUACUAAUCCCCUAACUGAUACUUUUCUUGGUUCUCAUCACUUGUCUUCUUGAUUUCGUAUUGAUAUUGUAAGGAGAAAUUCUCUCUUGGUCACUCAUGGGAGUUUAAGGGUAAAAGGGAUCAAAGAGAUAAAGUUAGUGGUUAAAAUUUUUGAGCAGUGUAGUUUAAUGAAACGGCUCGUUGUGCUCUUAAAGGUGGCUCUAACUCACAACGUGUUAAUAACAUGGUUUUGUUUACUUAUUCCAGCCAUUUGGACCUCCCCCAAGAUUUCAACAUCACUGAACAUAGCUAAGAGCAUUGCGGCUGGAAUGCCAGCAGAAGUGAAUGAUAAUGUGGCAGCGUCCAGUCCUCUGGCGGCCUUGAGCAUGGUUCAAGCUACUAAGACAGCAGGUAUUAAAACAGGUUUGUGCUUCUGUAUGGAAUGGUAAACCAAGAUAAUUUGGUUGUAUCAAAUGAGUUGAUAAUGUUGUUUGGCCGCCUUAAAUAGUUUCUAAAGCUGACGAUUCAAACGUUAGCCCUUCGUUAGGGCGAAUAGAGAGGAAAAGUGGGUUGUGGUUUUUUCAAGUGCGGGAAGAUGGAGCCACGCUGUUGGUGGGAAAAUGGUAACAUGAAAAACACAAGUCUCAAAAAUUAGUUGAAUAAAAAGCAUUCGUUGAUACACUCGAAUGCUAAACACAGUUUUGUAUUGUUAUGUUAGCAAUGUUUCUAGUUCAAGUGAGCUUGCAGAAACAAGGUUUUCGUAGGUCUGACGCAUUUGAUGCUGAUUUCUGUAACAUGAAGAGCUCACCCAUCCAAGUCGAGUAUCAAAAUAAUGUUUGUCAGUUUGUUGUUAUUAAUGUAAUGUUUUUACACUCUCCUGUUUGUGUUUUUGUAUUUCUCAGAGCCAUCAAAAAGUGCCAUAGUUGCGGAAUAUGGCGAGGAUGACUCCGAUCCAGAAGACGAUAUCAAUGAUAAAUUUACAGACUUGAGUAUCAUGGCGUGUUUGCUUUGCAAACGACAGUUCCCGAACAAAGAAGCUCUGGAAAGACAUCAAAAAUUUUCUGACUUGCACAAGGUAAUCGUUUAAUGGAGCAUUUUUCCCUUUGAACCCAUUUAGUCCCAAGAUCUGAUUGUAAAUUCUCCCCUCAAGCUGGUGUUAGAUCUAGAUAACAACUUCUACCUGAUAAGUUUGAGUAUUCUCAUGCCCUGUUGGCUGGAUAAUAUAUGGAUUUUAUCGAGAGAAGUUGUACUCCAAUCACUUGUUGAAUUUAAAGGGUUAAUAGUGUAUAGUGUUAAUAGUGUCGGAAUACAACUGAAUUGUGGAUGUACCUCUUGUUGGCAAACCUUUAGCGUGAAAAGGUUUGUCGAAGGAAUUGAAAAUAGUGACAUGAAAGUGAAUUCUUGUCAUGAGAAUAAUCCUGUGUGAUAGAAGAGUAAUGAUGAUCAGAUUACCACAAUAUUCAAAGUUACGUAGUCAACCACAGCAAGCUUUCCUGUGGGUGAAUUUGGAUGAGGAAGAAGAGAGAACCGGUCUCUAUAUUCCUAAUUCUACCACAACCAAAAGUUCAGCUCACAGGUCUAGCCGCCUCGCGUUAUCCAAACUAUUAAUGAAGGGCUUCACGAUGUCAGAUAAAAUUUCAGCGAGUGGUUACACUUGUUAUGGGGCAUUAAAUCCUACGUUUACCGCGCAGCCAUUUCAUAUGCACAAAUUCCCCGUUGUAAGUUUGAAGUUGAAUGUUGGAGCUUUCUCACUGCGGUUUGUGUGUGAAUUUGAACAAACUUGGAUUCUCUCCACAGCAAAACUUAGAGAUUCACAAGAAGAUGGGAAUGAGUGAUGAACAACUUGAAGCGUAUGAGAAACAGGAGCGGGAGGUCUGUGUCUUAAUUCCAUAAGUUCUUUUGCUAACCCUACUCACAGUAAGUCUUUUCAGCGUUGACUGACUGAUGGAAUAACUGAUCGGCUGGCUGGCUAGCUGACUGAUUGACUGUCAGACUGACCAAAUGAUUGGCUGACUGACUGACUGAGUGAAUGAAUGACUUACUGAUUGGAUGGCUGACUAACUGCUGAAGUGGCUGACUGGCUGACCGACUGACUGACUGGUUGACUGACUGACUGACUGACUAACUGAUUGGGUGGUAGACUGACUGACUCGCUGACUGGCUGACUGACUAACUGACUAACUGAUUGGGUGGCAGACUAACUGACUCACUGACUGACCGAUUGAAUGACUCUCUGACUGGCUGACUCAUACUCCACCAAGGAAACCAUUUAUUAUUCAGAGAUGACUUUGUUGUCACAUUCAAAUUUAUAUAACGGUAAACUCGUUGGAGAGCUUUCUAUCAAAAAGAAGUGAAGAGCAAACCGAAGCAACUUGUGAUGGAGGAAUUCGUAAAUCGUGGAAUUGUCAAGAGAAACGGAAACUAAACUGAAGGAAAGGAUCAAUUUAUAACACCCAUCAAGUGUGUUGAAAAGUGGCUUACUUGAAUUCAAGCUGUUUAAAGCACACUAGCUUAUUAUUCAAGUUGUGUCUAAUUUUUUUUCUCCCUAACAGAGUAAGUACCGUGACAGAGCGAGGGAAAGAAGGGAGAAGUAUGGGCAACCGGAAGCACAGAAAGUUCGGCUGCCUUCCAGGCGAAGAGGAGGGGGAGGAGGAGGAGGAAGCAUGUAAGGAAAUACGAGCUUGGCUUCUUGUUGUUCAUGGCUUUAUAUUUAAAUUUACGAUUUCUUUUCUUUUUUCACAGAUCGUUUGAGCCUCCAGCUGAGCGAAUUGGUGGGGAAAAUAUCGGCAAUCAGAUGUUAAAGGUAAUGAGGGAAAAUAAGUUAAAUUUUAAUUACUUAAGACGGGGGGGAGGGGGUGAUUACAUAUUAUGAUGUUUGAGUUUUUAAGCGGAAGUUUAAAAGUAAUUUCUUUGUGAAUGUUUGCAGAGUUUCUCCCUUUUCACGGAGUGAUUUUACAUCGUUGUCUUUUCACUUUUUGGCCCUCAGUAAAAAAAUUAUUAUCUGGCCAUCUUUCCAAAAAUAACUUUAUGGCCCUGUAUAAAGCAUUUACUUUUUGGCAACUGUCACUAAGCAGUACUAAUUUAUUGUUUGUGUUGGAAAUAAGGCCAUGGGCUGGACUGAGGGGAGUGGUCUGGGAAGGGAAGGACAAGGCAUUGUUGAUCCUAUCGAGGUAUGUAUAGUUGAGUUGAGUUGUCAUUUUCCUGCGUUUCUGUUUUGCCGUUAGCGUUACUUAGGAUACUUAAUUUGUGACAGUAUAAAGUAAACUGUUACUUGUAUCACUUUACUUUAGUACUUUCCUCAAGGUCAAGAGGGUAAAUAGCUUCUUAUUAAAGCCGAUUUUUCGAUGAUGUACU
This is a messenger RNA of Pocillopora meandrina, 13987 nucleotides long. The record is from the annotation of a GenBank genome assembly. Lineage: Eukaryota; Metazoa; Cnidaria; Anthozoa; Scleractinia; Pocilloporidae.